GAGGCUAGUAGCUAAUGUACCAAAAAUAUGGUCUUCCUAAAAAAAUCAACUCGUCUAAUUUUCGAUCAGACGGCUCACGUCCAACCAUCUCCCCUCCGGACCACCCAAUCCACUCCCCCAAGCUCUUCCGCUCCACUCUCCUCCGUACCUCCCAAACCCCGCCGCACACUUUUUCCCCGCCGCCAAACCCCGACCGCCAGCGGCGGCCAUGCUCCUCCAGAACCGCAUUCUCCCUCGCCUCCUCCUCCUCCCUUCCACCACCCACCUCACCUCCCAACACCUUUUCCGCCCUUCCCGCUUCCCGCACCGCCUCUCCCUCUCGCCCCGCUCCAACGCGCUCUCCCACCUUGCGGCGUCCCAGACCGUCGACCCCACUGACACCGAGGCGCCCCACGGGGAGGUGCAGGUCCAGCUCCUGGUAGACCGCCUCUUCGUGCCGCCGGGGGCGAGCGUGGCCGCGGGGGACCAGGAGGCCGUGAGCGCGCGGGUCCUCAAGGGCUCCAACAUCGUGCUGGGCCCGUACGCGCGCUGCGACGCGCAGGUGGUCAACGCGGAUUUUGUGAAGAGCAGCGUACGCCCCGAAGACUGCCCCCGGGAUGGGCUCCCGGAGUUCGCGCUCGUCGGACGGUCCAACGUCGGCAAGUCGUCGCUGCUAAACUCCCUCGUGCGCCGCAAGCGCCUCGCGCUCACCUCCAAGAAGCCUGGGAAGACCCAAUGUAUCAAUCAUUUCAAAGUAAAUGACAGUUGGUAUCUUGUUGACUUGCCUGGUUAUGGAUAUGCUUCUGCACCACAUGAAGCUCGUACAAAUUGGGAUGAAUUUACUAGAAAUUACUUCCUCAGUAGGGAGAAUUUGGUGUCAGUUUUUCUCCUAAUAGAUGCAAGUAUUCCUUCUAAGAAGAUUGAUCUUGACUAUGCUAGUUGGCUUGGCCAAAACAAGGUCCCCAUGACACUAGUGUUCACGAAAUGUGACAAGCGCAAGAAGAAGAAAAAUGGAGGCAGGAGACCGGAAGAAAAUGUAGAAACCUUCCAGAACUUGAUUCGUGAAUAUUUUGAGGCGGCACCUCCUUGGAUCAUGACGAGCAGCGUGACCAACCAAGGCCGGGACGAGAUACUUCUGCACAUGUCUCAGCUUAGAAAUUAUUGGCUUAAGCAUUGAGAAUUCGAGAUGUAAUAACAAUAGUACUGAAGCAACCGAAACAUCGUUCAAGCCCUGUUGUUCAUUGUGCAUCGGCACCUUUGCAAUCAGGUCUUUCUCCAAUUAAUUUGCCUUUUGAGC
Phragmites australis (common reed) is the source of this 1276-nucleotide messenger RNA. RefSeq names its product GTP-binding protein At2g22870-like. The coding region runs from base 209 to 1156 and encodes 315 amino acids. The record is from RefSeq and is a predicted model, not a curated record. Gene Ontology annotation, molecular function: GTP binding. NCBI's taxonomy places the organism in Eukaryota, Viridiplantae, Streptophyta, Magnoliopsida, Poales, Poaceae. The transcript has 4 exons.